This is a messenger RNA of Branchiostoma belcheri (Belcher's lancelet), 1095 nucleotides long. RefSeq lists its product as uncharacterized. Bases 1 to 1095 code for a protein of 364 amino acids. The record is from RefSeq and is a predicted model, not a curated record. The transcript is spliced from 5 exons. NCBI's taxonomy places the organism in Eukaryota, Metazoa, Chordata, Leptocardii, Amphioxiformes, Branchiostomatidae.
AUGACAGUACAAGGCAUAUACGACACAGAUGUAGAAUCCCACACCUUCAGCUCAACAGAAGAAUACAGGAAAUACCUUGCGGAGAAAUCAGCCGUCACUUCUGCCAGUGCCAUGUUCCAGGAAGAGAUCAACAAGGCUUCUGGACACGUAGCAGUGGGUGGACCGUUUGGACUUGGUGGGUCAGCAGGAGUAGGAGGAUCCAGCCAGAGUGGCACAUCCAGAAAAUCAUCAGACUUCAAUUCCAGCUCCUGUGCCAGCGCUCAGCUCAGUGAGAAGCAGACACAAGCAUUCAUGGCCAUGCUGGAGAUAAACAUAUUCAGAUAUGAGAUCUUCAUGGACGACGUGACGCCUGAACAGUUAAACGUGGGCUUCCUACGAGACUUUAUUUCCCUGCCUGAGUCCUACUUCUCUCCCGGUGCAGAAAUUAUCUUCCAAAACUUCUACCUCCGCUGGGGAACACACUACAUCAAGUCAGCCAAAUUUGGAGGCCAGCUAAAGAUCAUCAAAACAAAACAAGCUACACGGGACCUGUCGAUGUCUGAAUUUGCGACUAAAGCCGAGGCUGACUGGAAGAUGACACUCAGCACAUUCUCAGCGCAGGCGUCACAGACCAAGUCCAGUAGCUGGUGGCACGAGCACGAGACAAAGACUGAAUCAAAACAGUCUUCUGGACAAGCAGCUUCUGAUUCUGAAUCACAGGCCAACAGACAAGAAGAGAAGUCAGCCCAGGAGUACAGUAAUGAGGUUCUGGUGGUUCAAGGCGGAGACCAGACGAUCGCCGCUGCCAUCACGGAGAUGUACACGACAGCCCUAACAACAGAGCUGAAGGACUGGUUAGAGUCCAUUAACGACUACCCCAAACCCUUCUCCUUCGUGUUAAGGCUGGUCUCAGAUCUACUGAACAUCCCCUUCGUCUCGCUCUUCCCUGCAGGAGAGGAGGACUAUGGUUGCUUUGGAAGAAGUGUGACCAUUGACGAGAACAAAUUGAAAGUGGCGGAGAACUUCACCUACCUUGGGAGCUCCACCAACAACAAGGGUCAGAUGGACAAUGAGCUAGACUGUAGACUUGGAAAGGCCUCAGCAGCCUUCAACUAG